AGAGUGUAGUUACAUUUGUCCAUAAAACAAAAAUUCAGCGGAAUGGCAAGCCGCGCACAAUUAGUAAUUUUAAAUAACAUCGAUGACUUAAGAACAUUACGCGCGCUGUAUAUGGCCAAGGGCUUAACUCAAAUGCUGGGCUAUCAGACGCUAGACAAUUAUAUCAACUGGUUCGAGAGAAAAGCACACCAAGAACAUAUCAAAGUUUAUACGCUGCCAGAGGCGUGGAGACGCAGUGGGCUGUAUCUCAUUGUGGAUCGCUAUCAGUUGAUGGUUAACGCUUUGGACACAGAGGAUGCGGCGGAAGAACUAAAAAUUGCUUUGCCCCAACUCGACUGGAGUCGUGGCUACAAAAUGACUGGCGUGCCCGCCCUACAUUAUGAAACUGUUUUAAAAAUAUUAGCAGACAUGCGACUGCACAUUGACACAAUUCGGCUGAUUGUGGUACACAUACCCAGAGAGCAGAUUUUAAAUUUGGAUGUCAGUACCCUCCCACCAGAAUAUGAAUUCCGUCCGCUGACGAUAGCAGAUGCUGCACUUGUAGAUAAUAUUUGGUACUCACACGGCAAUGGCACUUUGGAGUUCAUAAAACGGCUCAUUACCUACAAUUGUAAUAUUGGAAUUUCUUUGAAAUCGACUGGAGAAUUAAUCGCCUGGUGUAUAAGAUGCAAUUUGGGAUUGCUCGGCAUGCUGCAUGUCAAAGAGGCUUAUCGAGGACGUGGUCUUGCCAGAUCAAUUGUGCAUCAAGUGUCGCGCCAAAUCGCCGUAGCUGGCGGAGAUGUCGGCACAAUGAUAAGUGACCGCAAUUCAGCCUCACUCGCCUUAUUCAAUAAACUGAACUUCAAAGAAAUUGGCGUAACCUACAUCAUACGAACGAAACGCAGUGAAAACAGCGAAAUUUGGUCAGAUGAGCAGGAAGCAAAAGAAGAUUGAAAAAAGUAUUUAAAAGAAAAAAUAUUUAAGUUUUAUCUGCUUUUGA
Anastrepha obliqua is the source of this 979-nucleotide messenger RNA. RefSeq lists its product as uncharacterized. The record is from RefSeq and is a predicted model, not a curated record. The coding region runs from base 43 to 933 and encodes 296 amino acids. NCBI's taxonomy places the organism in Eukaryota, Metazoa, Arthropoda, Insecta, Diptera, Tephritidae. The transcript is spliced from 4 exons. Gene Ontology annotation, molecular function: acyltransferase activity, transferring groups other than amino-acyl groups.